Messenger RNA from Colletes gigas, 2048 nucleotides. Its product is annotated as major facilitator superfamily domain-containing protein 12-like. Gene Ontology annotation, biological process: carbohydrate transport. The record is from RefSeq and is a predicted model, not a curated record. Lineage: Eukaryota; Metazoa; Arthropoda; Insecta; Hymenoptera; Colletidae. Gene Ontology annotation, cellular component: membrane. The transcript has 7 exons. Bases 414 to 1883 code for a protein of 489 amino acids. Gene Ontology annotation, molecular function: symporter activity.
ACUGAAUCAUCAUUUUUAAUCAUUUCUACUUCUGCAUUUGUUAAAUUUAUAAUCUGAAUUUUAUGUAAGAUAUUUAAAAUAAUGAAUUUUUCACAACGCUAUAACGUUAUUACAUUGAGAAAACCUAAAAAUGACGUAAACUAAACGUGGAAUUGUAAUUGAUUGUAAUUGGUACAUAAAUGACAGUUUCAUAGGUUAUGUAUCUGCUCAACAACUCAAAUAUCACAUGAGAAAAAGGAUGGUUAAGGCAAAUGGACAAAUAUUUUAGCACAGUGGUAAUAUACAUAUAUUAGGCUAACUUAAUACGACUUAAAAUUAAAAACAUUAUUAUUUACAAGUAAUUCCUUUUGAAUAAAUAUAAUUUAAAUAUUAUUAUAUCUUUGAUUACAUUGAUUAUAUUGAAUUUCAUUAUCAUGGAAAGUGAACGAGUAAGUUUGACUAAUGAUUAUACAGAAGUAAUACAACGUCUUCCUAUUUCAUUAAGACUAGCAUAUGGUAUAGGACACAUUUUAAAUGAUAUUUGUGCUUCUAUGUGGUUCACAUAUUUAUUAGUGUAUUUUCACUUGGUAUUGGGUUUUAAUGCAACAUUGGCUGGAGUAAUUUUACUUAUUGGACAAGUAGCGGAUGCUUUAGCCACUCCGUUUGUUGGAUUUUAUUCUGAUAAAUAUGAUGAAUUGUGGUUCUGUAAAUAUGGAAGGAGGAAAACAUGGCAUUUAAUAGGCACACUUUGCGUAUUAUUUGCAUUUCCUUUUAUAUUUUCACCUUGUAUUGGAUGCGAAAAUUCUCACAAGUGGGCUCAAUUAAUUUAUUAUGCAACAUUUGUUGUAAUUUUUCAAUUUGGUUGGGCUGCAGUACAAAUAUCUCAUUUAUCAUUGGUCCCAGAACUUACACCAACUGAAUAUGAAAGAUCAGAACUCAUAGCUAUCAGAUAUAGCUUCACUGUCCUCUCAAAUAUUUUUGUUUAUUGCAUCGCUUGGGCUGUAUUUCAUAUAACAAAUAACAAAGAUUCCAGUUCUCAAAUUGGUCCUAAUGAUGCAAAGAAAUUUCAAAAUAUUCUAUUCAUUGGAAUAGGAAUAGGAUCUAUAGCAUCCGUUCUUUUCCACAUCUUUAUUAAGGAAGGAGCUGUUAACAUCUCUAAUGGAUUAUUGCAGAGAAAUACACGCACAGUAUCAGUUUUAUUAACAGACAUACGUUUAUAUCAAGUAGCCUGUGUAUAUAUGUCUACACGUGCAUGUGUAAAUUUAUUACAAAUUUAUAUUCCUUUAUAUUUGCACAAAUCACUAAAUAUGCCAGCUACAUCUUUAGCUGUAAUACCUUUAGUAAUAUUUUUGAGUAGUUUUGCAAUGUCUUUAAUUAUUGAAAAGUUAAAUACAAAAGUAGGCAGAAAAAUUUCAUUUUGUUUUGGUGUUAUAUUAACCAUAUGUGCUUGCAUUUGGAUUCAAUUAGGUACAGACAUAACGUACACAAACUAUCAAAUCUAUGUAAUAUCUUUAUUGUUAGGAUCUGCAGGAUCUAUCAUAUUAGUGACCAGUCUUGGAGUUACUGCAGAUUAUAUUGGACAAAACACUGAUAGUGGUGGAUUUGUAUAUGGUAUAUUGAGUUUCACGGAUAAACUUUGCAAUGGAUUAGCAGUUAUAAUUAUUCAGUAUUUAGAAUCUUGGUUUAGUUCUACAAUUUUCUACAAAGAUGUUGUGGUUUAUGUUUGUGGUUCUUUUGCAGUCUUUGCUUUGUUAAUAAUAUUAUGGAUAAAACCAUUUUCUCACAGCACAGCAUAUACUGCAGUACCUUCAGACCAAACUGUACAACAUGAUAACACAUUCGUUUCCAUAGCAUCAUCAGAAAAUGAACCUGGCAACUUACUAGGACAAGAACUUGCCACAUAAUCUAGGAAAGAAAAUUCCAAUAUAACAAAAUUAAAUGUAAAACUAUGAAAUGCGUAUGAGCUGAAAUAUUUAUAUAUAAUUCAGUGUUAUCACUAGUUAUUUACAUACUAAAUAAGAUCUGUCUUAAUUCUAUUUUAAUAGCAUUAUAUAAAUAUUAAUUUUUUU